UUUCAGUACUAGUUAAAACUAAAGUUCACUGGUCAAUCUUCAAAUAAUUAGCAACUCUCUUCUCUACAAACACAGAAAAAACUGACCUUUUCCAACAAGGCAUAAGCUGUUUUUCUCCAACUCAAAUCAUCCCCUGGAAUAAUUGGAUCAGCUUUGCCCACCGGCAGACCUUUUGUCUUCUAUGAAUCAACAUGGAAAGGAAUCUUAAGAAUGUUUUGGUCAUUUCUUUCGGAUUUUUACUUCUCUUUACUGCUUACUCAGGACUCCAAAGUCUACAGAGCAGUCUCAACGCAGAAGAAGGCCUGGGCGUUGCUUCCCUAAGCGUUCUGUUUGCUGCGCUCACCUUAUCGUCCAUGUUCCUCCCUCCAGUCAUCAUCAAGAAGCUGGGCUGCAAGUGGACCAUUGCAGCCUCUAUGUGCUGCUAUGUCACCUACUCCUUAGGGAACUUCUAUGCUAGCUGGUACACACUAAUCCCUACCUCUGUGAUCCUGGGCUUAGGAGGAGCACCACUCUGGUCUGCCAAAUGCACAUACCUCACUAUUGCUGGCACUUUGUAUGCUGAGAAAGCAGGAAAAAAUGCAAAAGACAUUAUCAACCAAUACUUUGGGAUCUUCUUUCUGGUGUUUCAGACUUCCGGCGUCUGGGGAAAUCUUAUCUCAUCCUUGAUCCUUAGCCAAUCUUCCAACCAAGGGGAGAUCUCAGAAGAAGACCUGGAAUGCUGUGGAGCAUACGACUGCCUGACUGAUGCCACUAACAGCACUGGGUCAGAAAGACCCUCUGACUCCUUAAUCUAUACACUGGUGGGGGUCUAUACUGCUAGUGGUGUGCUAGCUGUGUUGCUGGUUAUUAUAUUUCUGGACCAGAUCAAAUCUGACCAAGCAGAGACUGAGAACAAAAAACUAGAGGCGUCAUCCUUUUGGUCUACGUUCCUGGCAACUUUCCGUCAUCUUAAAGAUAAAAGACAGUGUCUUCUAAUACCUCUGACAAUGUACAGUGGGUUUGAACAGGCAUUUCUUGCUGGUGACUACUCAAAGAGUUUUAUGACCUGUGCCCUGGGGAUACACUACGUUGGCUAUAUGAUGAUCUGCUUUGCAGGCAUAAAUUCCCUCUGCUCUCUGCUCUUUGGAAAGAUCUCCCAGUUCACGGGUAGAAAACUUCUAUUUGCAUUAGCUGCAGUUCUGAACACAGGCUGUAUAAUAACAGUACUGCUCUGGAAACCUGAUCCCAAGCAGCUUGCUGUGUUUUUUGUAAUCCCUGGUCUUUGGGGCGUAUCUGAUGCUGUUUGGCAAACACAAACUAAUGCACUUUAUGGCAUUUUAUUUGAGAAAAACAAGGAGGCUGCCUUUGCAAAUUACCGUCUCUGGGAAUCAGUUGGAUUUGUCAUCGCCUUUGCUUACAGCACCAAAUUGCGAGUCUACGUCAAAACGUACAUUGUCCUGUCUGUGCUUGUGCUGUCCAUGGUGACCUACGGAGCGGUGGAAUACCUCGAGGCUAAGAGCUCCCCUGGGACACCUGCUGCUACAAAGAAGGAAAACAGAGGACCCCACUCCCAGGAAACACACAUGUGAUCCAACAGGGUCAGAGUGAUGGAGGGAAAGAGCUGUUUUCAAGAGGAGCAGCCAGACCAUGGGGAACCUCACCAUGAGAAGAGAGCAGGUACAAUGUACAGACCUCAUUACUGGUAAUAGCACAUUCAGAUUCUCUGUGUGAGGCAGACAGCACCAAAGGAAUUGCAGACAAAUGCUCUUCAUGUCCAAGACUAGUGCUGCCUCUGGAAAUAAACUACAUAUAGCUAGCUAAGUUGUUGCCUGCCAUGGAGAUAACUUGAAACUACUUCCUCUCAGUUACUCACCACAGCAGGAGGAUGAGACACCACACGGUGUGACAACAAUAACACAAUUUGUGUGACAAAAAUCCCCAAAUUGUUAUGUCUUUUGAACAGCAACAAACUUCAUGCUACUUUGCUGUCUUUCUUAUAUUUCUGUUCCCAGCCAUCUGGACUCCCCUUCAGACUUCACUGGUGUUGAUUCAUGGCUUUUCACAUGAUGAGCUUUUUUCCAGGUCUCAUACAAUAAAGUAAAAAUCAUUACGUCCUACAGAAAAGAAGGUGACAGGUGGGCUGCCUCACGUGUGUAGCUUUCUCUUACACCUUUGCCUUGUCAGCUCAAAGACAUGCUGUUGAUCUCUCUGUUGGAAAUACAAAUGGCAAAACUAUUGCGGCUGAAGGAUCCUGACAGCCUCCUUUCUGCCCAGCAUGCACAGAUGGAUAUUCUAGGCUGCUGCUGAUUUUCACCCCACACUGCUUCCCUCUCGUAAAGAAACAGAGCAUCGUGUUUCAUUGCAUCUCUGAAUCCUCCUCUGAUUCUCUGUUACAAAGUGAUGUUCAAUGGCAAGUGAAGCAAAGAGGAUUUCUGAGGUCAAUGUCAUGAUGGAAAACUCAUCUGUGUGAAUGUAAUAACUUUUUAUUUGUAACAACAAAGAAGUCAGGAUCCUGCUACAUGAGAUGCUCUACAACCUCAGAACAAAAAGAUGACCCCUACCUAGACACUAUAUAGCUUUUUUUAAAUGUACUUUCUCUUUUUACUUCUGUACUGAGUCUGGUUGGGAUGGAGUUAAUUUUCUUUGUAGCAGCCCAUAUGGU
Messenger RNA from Vidua chalybeata, 2641 nucleotides. RefSeq names its product unc-93 homolog A (gene UNC93A). Lineage: Eukaryota; Metazoa; Chordata; Aves; Passeriformes; Viduidae. The transcript has 9 exons. Bases 192 to 1568 code for a protein of 458 amino acids. The record is from RefSeq and is a predicted model, not a curated record.